AUGUAUCUGCUGGUCCUGGUUCACAUCUUGCAGUCCCAUCUGUCGGCGGCCCAAUCCUGUCCAGCUCUGUGUGCCUGCACGUAUGGGGAGAGUGGAGCAGCAGCGCUCAGGUCGGUGCAGUGCAGUGACCCGGGAAUCUCAGCCGUUCCCAUUAACGUCCCAGCUGAUACGGUAAAACUGCGUCUGGAGAAGACCCCGAUCACCAGGGUGCACCGGGCAGCCUUCUACAACCUGUCGGAGCUGCGUUUCCUGUGGCUGACCUACAACUCCAUCACAACAGUCCACCCCAGCAGCUUUGUCAACCUGAAGGCCCUGCGUGAGUUGCGCCUGGAAGGAAACCUCCUGACAUCCUUCCCCUGGGAGGGCCUCAGGGACAUGCCACGCCUCCAGACACUGGGUCUCCACAACAACCGUCUGUCCAGCCUUCCUGCCCACGCCGCUCUCUUUCUACCCAACAUCACCUACCUCGACCUGUCCAGCAACAGGCUGACUAUACUGCCCGUUGAGCUGCUGGACCUUUGGUUUCCUCUCCAAGGACAACAGGGAGCACCAGUACAAAGAAGAAUUUUGGGUCUCCAUGACAACCCCUGGUUGUGUGACUGCCAGAUCUCCAUGGUGAUAUCCUUGUCCAUUUCCUAUGGGAGUCCUGUGGUCCUCAUGGACCAGCUGCUGGUGUGUCGCAUGUCUCCGGGUCAGUUAGGGAUGCUUCUGACCCAGACAGAGCUGUCCCGCUGUACGAGGCCUUCAGUGCAGCCUGCGGUCACCAGGGUCAUCUCUCCACUGGGCAGCAACGUCAUCCUUCGCUGUGAUGCCACCGGCUACCCAACACCGACCCUGACCUGGAUCAAAACCUCGGCCUACACUGAUUGUUGCAAACAAGACAACCUCACGAACUCUGAUCAGCUACCCAGGAAUUUGGACAGUUUUAUGCAGCAAUCUCCUCGAGUGGGCGUUCGCUGGUCGAUAAUCAGCCUGAACGGGUUAUCAUACAAGGAUGCUGGCGAAUAUCGCUGCCUGGCACGGAACAUGGCAGGGAUAUCUGAAGCCCCCAUCAAACUGAGGGUGGUGGGAGUCUCGAGACUAUCCCGUCUUCCAAAAAAGAAGUCCCAAAAGACUCCACCCAAAUCAACAUCAAAAUACAGGAAGCCCAACCAGACUCCUACCAAUGUCCCCUCAGUGAGGGACAAUCAGAUACUUCAAAACGUUACCCCACCUUCCAUUAAAAAGACCCAGGCGGCUCCUAAUCUUUCACCAAGAAUUGUCCCCAUAAACAAGUACAUUAAGAGGCUUAAACUGAACCUAACAGAUGCAAAGACGUCGACAUCCGUCAAGUCUUCACCUGAGCCCCCAGACAACUCUACAACUGCACUAUUGUCAAAGACACUUGUAUGA
Molecule: messenger RNA, 1392 nt
Organism: Anoplopoma fimbria (sablefish)
Lineage: Eukaryota; Metazoa; Chordata; Actinopteri; Perciformes; Anoplopomatidae
Gene: lrit3b
Product: leucine-rich repeat, immunoglobulin-like and transmembrane domains 3b
Exons: 6
Coding region: 1-1392 (463 amino acids)
Molecular function (GO): protein binding
Source: RefSeq, a predicted model, not a curated record